CAAGAUUAUAGUCUCGUCUAUCUACUCGGUCGAUCUGGAGAACCUUACUCCCAUACUUGUCUAUGGCCUGAUAGGGACAGGGACGAGACAGGACGAGACGAGACAAGAAAGGGAUACCUCGCCAAGACCAAUAAUUCUCCUGGACAAGUGUGUUUAAAGGAAUGAAUGAGAUGCAGAUUCCCCUUGGCAGAUAUCCUCUCGAGGGAAUAAAGUAUGAAGAUAUGGGAUGGGAUGGAUGGAUGUGGGAUCAUUCUUGGCUGGAACAAAGAAUGAAAAGUGAACGAGGCAGCGUGAUGCAGGGAUGUACAGAUGUACAGAUGUCCAAAAUGUUCAGGAUGGUUGCUCUUAAGACAGAUAGGUGCUUUGCACAUGGGAUUGACUGUCUCCCCGGCCAAUCAUCGCCCCUUGCCACUAUUGCGCCCACGGUGUGCAUCUCCAUAUCGUAUCUCCUUGGCGUUGAGCACGGUCACGGUAGACAAAGUAGAGCACAUCACAGAGUCCAGAUCAGGAGAGAGUACGGGGGAUGGUAUUAAGACAGUGCUAUAUUAAACCGGACUCUCAUCGUCAAACUUUAUCGCGAUUAGACCCUU
Molecule: messenger RNA, 590 nt
Organism: Aspergillus glaucus CBS 516.65
Lineage: Eukaryota; Fungi; Ascomycota; Eurotiomycetes; Eurotiales; Aspergillaceae
Exons: 3
Coding region: 162-533 (123 amino acids)
Source: RefSeq, a predicted model, not a curated record